GAGAAAGCUUUUAGUCUUGUACAGCGAAAAAAUGAAGCACCUAAUUGCGGCAGUGGUCCUCUUGGUACUGGCCGAAUCAUCCGUACAAGCCAGUUUUUGCGACGCUUCGUUAUGUCCAGCGGGAACCAUCCACAUCGCUUGCAACGGGCUGACAUCGAUGGCACCUUCCUGCGGACCGGAAGCCUUUGAGGUUGACUUGGACACGGAUAAGCAAGUUUUGAUUCUUGAUUUGCACAAUCAGCUUCGCAGUAAGAUUGCACAGGGAUUACAGAACUACACGUCGAACCAGUACUUCCCGCAGGCUAGACGAAUGGCCACUCUGGUGUGGAGUGAUGAUCUGGCAUAUAUAGCGGCUGCUAAUGCGAGGCGAUGUGUAUUUGGUCACGAUUCUUGCCGAAACACUCCACAAUUCGUAGCUGCUGGGCAGAACAUUGCCAUCAAGUCUUACUAUGGCACGACCAUAUCGGACACUGAUCUUAUCAUUGGAUUCGUCGACGCUUGGUAUUCCGAGUAUGCCGACGCUACUCCUAGUCACAUCGCAAGCUUUCCGAGUGGCGGUCCCACUAUUGGUCACUUCACUCAGAUAGUUUCGGAUCGGACCACUGAAAUAGGAUGCUCCCUGGUUAGCUACUACACAUCACCGUGGAUCAACAAGUUAUUCGUUUGCAAUUAUGCGCUGACCAACAUCAUCAGCCAACCUGUCUAUCAAUCUGGGAAUACCUGUUCUGCGUGUACAACGGGAUGUAACGCGAUGUACCAGGGGUUGUGUAAUGAGGCCGAGGACAUUAAUCCAAAUCCAUGGUUUGCUAAGUAGUGUUGGGCUAUCCAUAGCAAAUUUCACAUUUGAAAAAUUGUGGAUGAAUAAAUUUCAUGCAGAUA
Topomyia yanbarensis is the source of this 879-nucleotide messenger RNA. Its product is annotated as venom allergen 5-like. NCBI's taxonomy places the organism in Eukaryota, Metazoa, Arthropoda, Insecta, Diptera, Culicidae. The transcript is spliced from 4 exons. The record is from RefSeq and is a predicted model, not a curated record. The coding region runs from base 32 to 814 and encodes 260 amino acids.